Molecule: messenger RNA, 1797 nt
Organism: Aspergillus caelatus
Lineage: Eukaryota; Fungi; Ascomycota; Eurotiomycetes; Eurotiales; Aspergillaceae
Product: ankyrin repeat domain-containing protein
Exons: 4
Coding region: 1-1797 (598 amino acids)
Molecular function (GO): protein binding
Source: RefSeq, a predicted model, not a curated record
AUGUCUUUACAGGCCAGAUCAUCCUCGAUACAGCUAUAUAUCACUGGCCGGCCCCACGUCCAAGUAACAGUUGCGAGACAUAUUAAGGAGAAGCAUGAGAUUCCAAUUGUAGCACAUGAUCAUGAUAUUCGACGAUUCAUCGACCUUGAGAUUGGUGGACCGAACGAUAUUGAACCGGACGCCAUGGACGAAAAGCUGAGAGUGGAUAUUCAAAACAAAGCUAUAGAGUCAGCUAAGGGCGUGUUUCUUCUACCUGUAUUACAAGUUCAUGCUAUUUUGCAAGCUACUACGAUCCGACGUCGUGAGGAGGCCUUGAGAACAUUACCGUCUGAUCUCGGUGAUGCCUUCGCUGGUACAAUGGCACGAAUAGAACAACAGCCUCACGCGCAAUCUGAGCAGGCAAAGAAGAUUCUUGCUUGGGUUUAUCUAGCAGAACGACCGGUUUCCGUUGAUGAGCUUCUGUGUUCACUUGCGAUCGAAGACGACGAUAAAGCUUUCAACCCGAGAGGCAUGCCUAUUAGAAGUACCUUGAUCAACUGUUGUCAUGGUUUAGCUGUGAUUGAUCAGGAAACGUCCACUAUACGAUUGGUUCACUAUUCUUUUCAAGAAUAUCUCUGUCGGCAAAACCAAUUAUUUGGAGUCAGCAAAGUACAGUGGCAUAAUCGAAUUGCAUGGACAUGCCUUACAUUUCUAAACUUCCCUUCCCCGCCUUCAGAGGAUAAUUGCAUGGAAACCACUAUUAUGUCCUACGCUGCUGCCAAAUGGGGCCACCACCUUCAGAAGAGUGAACACCUACAAGACGUACCAUUAGAACUCGCUCGAGAAUACCUCCCUCAAUACAACGACAAUGAGCUACGCCUUGUGGCCUCCUAUGUUCAUAUAGCAGCUUUCUUUGGUGUCCAAGCCCUUGUACUUCAUCUAUGCCUGGCAGAACGUGACUUAGAUCUGAGGGAUAUUGAAGGCCAAACACCAUUAUCAUGGGCUGCGAGGCGGGGUCACAAAGUUGUGACCAAGCCGUUGAUUGAAAAUGGUGUUGCAUUAGACUCUCGAGAUCAUGCGGCCUUAUCAAUGGCUGCCCAAAGCAGGUGUGAAGCAGUAGCAGAGUUACUAAUUGGAAAGGGUGCUCCUCUUAACACCAAGAAUCAGUCUGGGCUAACGCCUCUCUCGCUCGCCGUACUAGGUGGGUUCAAGAAUAUCGUUAGGCUACUUCUUGACAAUGGCGCGGCGGUGGAGGCAACGGAUCGAUAUGGCCGGACACCACUUUUGUCCGCCGUGUCGAGUGGGCUUGAGGAGAUUGUCAAGCUACUUUUAGACAAGGAUGCUAAUGUGGAGGCAUUUGACUAUAAGUAUGGCCGGACGCCACUGAUAUGGGCUGCAGCGGAAGGAUAUGAGAUCAUAGCGAGACUACUGAUUGAGAAAGGCGCCGAAGUAGAUUCAAUAGAUGCUGGCUUUAGUUGGACACCGUUUGCAUGGGCGGCAGUCAACAGGUUUGAAGGAGUAUCAAGGCUACUCCUUGAGAACGGCGCUGAGAUGGAGUCCGUGGAGGUGAAUGGUUAUGGCCGGACGCCGCUAUUGUUGGCGUUAGAAGCCAGAAACGAGCCGAUAGUCAAGCUUUUGAUUGGAAAGCUUGCUGAGGCAGAGUCCAAUGCUCUACGGCGCACUGAGUUGGUGUCUUGUGUUGAAGAGAAGGGACUCGAUGCCUUGAUCGAUUUUUUAGAGUUCACGACUGACUACCACGGCCAUCGGUCGAAACGAAAGCCAAAUGCCAAUGAUCCCAUCCAUCUAUACUUUGAUUAG